Rhea pennata is the source of this 6157-nucleotide messenger RNA. It is a transcript of the gene GNB4, whose product is annotated as G protein subunit beta 4. Gene Ontology annotation, molecular function: signaling receptor complex adaptor activity; protein binding. Gene Ontology annotation, cellular component: heterotrimeric G-protein complex; cytoplasm. Lineage: Eukaryota; Metazoa; Chordata; Aves; Rheiformes; Rheidae. The transcript has 10 exons. The record is from RefSeq and is a predicted model, not a curated record. The coding region runs from base 168 to 1190 and encodes 340 amino acids. Gene Ontology annotation, biological process: G protein-coupled receptor signaling pathway.
CCUCCCGUCGUGACCGAGCGCCAUGGACGCGGCGGCGCGGUGACACCCUGCGCGGACCGUUACGCGGCGGCGGCGGCGGGGACGCGGCAGGUAUUUCCCGCCCGGGCGGCGGCGGGCGCCCCGGGUUUUCUUCACCAGUGUAGUGUGAGAAACACCGAUUGAAGAAGAUGAGUGAGCUGGAACAGUUACGGCAGGAGGCAGAGCAGCUGCGAAAUCAAAUUAGAGAUGCAAGAAAAGCAUGUAGUGACACAACUCUUGCUCAGAUCACAACAAGUCUGGACUCAGUGGGUCGAAUUCAAAUGCGAACAAGGCGUACGCUUAGAGGACACUUAGCCAAAAUCUAUGCUAUGCACUGGGGAUCUGACUCAAGGCUACUAGUCAGUGCUUCUCAAGAUGGAAAAUUAAUUAUUUGGGAUAGUUAUACAACAAAUAAGAUGCACGCCAUUCCCUUGAGAUCCUCCUGGGUGAUGACUUGUGCGUAUGCACCUUCUGGCAACUAUGUCGCCUGUGGUGGAUUAGACAACAUCUGUUCCAUAUACAACUUAAAAACCAGAGAGGGCAACGUGAGAGUGAGCCGAGAGUUACCAGGGCAUACAGGUUACUUGUCCUGUUGUCGCUUUCUCGAUGACAACCAAAUUGUCACCAGCUCAGGAGACACCACUUGCGCUCUGUGGGAUAUUGAAACUGGUCAACAGACCACCACAUUCACUGGGCACACUGGCGAUGUGAUGAGUCUCUCUCUAAGUCCGGAUAUGAGGACUUUUGUUUCAGGUGCCUGUGAUGCCUCCUCAAAGCUUUGGGAUAUUCGAGAUGGAAUGUGCAGGCAGUCGUUCACUGGGCACGUGUCAGACAUUAAUGCAGUUUGUUUUUUCCCUAAUGGACAUGCCUUCGCCACUGGUUCUGAUGAUGCCACUUGCCGCCUCUUUGACCUACGUGCAGAUCAGGAACUAAUGAUGUAUUCACAUGACAAUAUCAUCUGUGGAAUCACUUCUGUAGCCUUCUCAAAAAGUGGUCGCCUUUUGCUAGCAGGUUACGAUGACUUCAACUGCAAUGUGUGGGAUACUCUGAAAGGGGAAAGAGCAGGUGUCCUUGCUGGCCAUGACAACCGUGUCAGCUGUUUAGGUGUUACUGAUGAUGGCAUGGCUGUAGCUACAGGGUCUUGGGACAGUUUUCUCAGAAUCUGGAAUUAACUGGGAGCCAAACAUGUACAUUCUCCAUUUGAGACCUGGAGAGAUCAAUGCUGCAGCCUAUAGCUGUGAAAUAACAUUUCUACCUUGUAUUUGCAGGUGAAGUUUUUCUAUUCACUGAUUAUUACACAAAAAGGCUUUCUGUAAACUAUAAAAAAAAUCAAGUGAAGAAACAGGGGAGGGGGGGAAGAAAUCACUGACUUUUUAAAAGGGGCCAGCACACAUAAUCAUGGUGACCGACAAACUAAGAGCCAGUCUUUUUGUUUUUGGUGGUUUGGUUAGAUUGUCCUUGAAGGGUUUUUGCUUGUGCUCAGUCUGCUAAUCCUGUACUUUUUUUGUACAUAACAGAAUAUACACAUUAUAGCAGCCAAUCAUGUAACAUUUGUCUGUAUGUAAAGAAAUAUGUUUGCAUUUUUUAAGGAACUACGUUUAUAGCUUUGCUUUUAACCUGAGAUAUCACUUCUGGGUUUUGUAGUGGAUGAACUAGAUUGCUGUUUUAAAUGUUUUUGUGAAUUUACUGUAGAUAAAGUGAAGCCAAUGGUAUGUAUGUGUUUUUAUAAUAGAAGGCAUUUGAAUUUUUUUUUAAAAGGCCCUGGAGAGACUCCCAGUUAAGACCUAGCGCCUUUUUCACUCACUUCUUGACCUACUUGCCUACUUAAUCAUGGGGGUUAUUCCUUCAAGCCAGUGGUUCCUGGGUCAUCCGUUGUCAGUCAUGGCCUCUGAACACCAAGGAGUUAAUGCCAGGCAGAUUUUGAGCAACAGCGGGCAAAAAAAAAAAAAAAAAAAAGAAAAAAAAAAAGAAAAAAAAGUCCUGUUCCAGAAGUAUUAGCUUCCUUACUGCAGCUUUUCACAUAAGUUAUUCCAUACAGUCCUUGGGUAUGGAAGCCAAGUGACUUGCAUCGCUGUCAUUAAGUGGCUGAGUGCUUUUGCUUUUGACAAUUCAGCUCUAAAUAAGGUAGUUUUGGCCCGCCACUAACUCUAGCUGAUUUGCACUAACAGAAUGAUUUGCCAUGAUAUUUAGUGCACAGAAAGCAGUGUAUUUGCAAAGCUUGCUCUGCAAUUACUACAAUAAAUUGAGACGCUCAAGAAGACUUCACUUAGAAUUCUUAGAGAUUUAAAAUGUGCAGUUAAUUACAUAUAAUCCCCAUGAAAACCGGGGAAUUGCUGAAGAGUAGCACAAUGAAACCUGCUUGCUGUCAGUUAUGUGCAGUGUGAAUUAUAAAAGGAAUUGUGUAACUUAUAGUGAACCAAAUAACUUUACUUACCUGUGUGACCCUUUAAAAUUCUGUACUAUAAUCAUCUUAGUGAUUUGCUUGUUCUCCUAUGGUCACAGUAGUCUCUGCCAUGGGAGCUUAUUAGAUGCUAACUGUUCUGCAUUCUGACACUGUAAAUAGCCAUUUCCUCUCCUGGUCCUCAUUUAUUCUGAUUUUUUGAUGUCAGUUACUUAUAAAUGAUAGGCUCUGAUCAAGUACACUUGAGUGUAGAUAUAGGAAGAAUCAAGUGAUUGAUGCCAUUUCAAACUACCCAGGAAGAUUAACUCUUUGGUGCCUGGCAGCAUGCCUGUGCUUGUGAUGGAUGCUCUCUUGGGAAUCUGAAAGUCUGUUGCCUUUCUUGGAAAGGGGAAUUAAGUCUAUUGGCUUCUCUUAAGUGACUUAUUACAAGUAAGUGUAUUUUAAAUUAUCAAGUUGGAAGAAAUGUUAAUCUGCUGUCAUCUAAAGGUAUGGGGAGUCUGGGUAUCUUUGGGUCAGGUAGUAAAUAUAAGUGCCCAGUAUUUUGUAAUAUACCAAAACAGAUUUGUUGCCGAGACCACUAUUUGUCAAGUUUGACAUUUGUAAUCUUAAAUUUCAGUACUUCCAGACUGUGCCUGUAAACUUGCCAUGUCUACAAUGGUUAAGGUGCCAAUAAAUGUACCAAUCACAGUAAAUUCACUUUUUUUUUUAAAAGCACGUCUUGUGCUAGAAAAGUAUACACUUACUAACAGCAGACUGUGGUGUAGGACCAAAAUUACACAAUAUUGUAUGUCACAGGAAUUCCUCAGCAUUUUGCUUUAUUUGUCCGCGUUAACAGAACUAUUUAUGUAAGUAAUACUUGCUACUCUUCCAAGUGAGCAGCUCUUUGGGCUCUUGAAGAUUUGUUUAUUUUGUAGUGGUACACUUUUUUCCUUUCUCUCUCUCUCUCUCUCUCUCUUUUUUUUUUUUAAACUUCACAACUGCCUCGAGUGAAUCAUCCUGAAAAUUUAUUACUAAGGAAUUUUAAGGAAUUUUAAGACAAUAUUCUUUUCUAAAAACAAAAUCUUUUUCCGUAAGUGUUUUGAACCAAUUUCCUAGUCAGCACUGUUGCAAAGACAGGUUGCCCUUUUUACACUCUGGUAUUAAAAUUAGCUUCUGCUUAUGAAACUCCAGAAACUAUUUUACAAAUGUAUAUAACUUCUUUUCUUAAAAGUUCAGGUAGACUGUACGCCUCUCAUACAAGUAUUAUUGCAAAUAAUUUCACUAUCAUCGUUUGGUGGGCAAUUGUCUGUUGGAUGCAGCUGCUUUUUAAAAUAACUAACAAGGAAUGCCGUCUACUUGCUAAUGAGGUUUCCAAAAGCAUCAUGCAAGUACCUGCCAGCUUUUGCCAUUUGGUGACCGGGUUGCGUAGUGCUGCAGGUCCUGAGGUGGCUCCUUUGCGUUGGUGCACAAAGAAACACCCACGAAGUCCAGCUGUGGAAACAGUACCUGAUGCUUCUGAGGAACUUGCAGAAAGCUGUCUUGCGAUAGAUCCUGCCAGGUGAUACUUGCUGUUUAGUUACUGGCCUGUAAAUAGUUCAGAAAACACACACACACACACACACACACACACACACACACACACAUAAAAAAGCCUAUGGAAUUAGUGUAACACAUUGCUAUUAUAUAAGAGGGCAAAUAAUGAACUUGCAAAGGCUGUUUUUUUUUUUUUUUUUUAACAGCUGUGAACUUUGCACUUGCUAAAAGGAUGCAGUUUAAUGGUGAAAAUUCCACCCCCCUCUUUCUGUAACGAAGAUAUUAAUAAAAAUCAUGCUUUGUAGGUUGCACUCUGAAGGUUUCAUCCCGGUUUUGCAUCAAAAGAAAAUGGUAUAUGCCUGUAGUUUAACAUAGGUUUAAGUACACAGCUUAGUGUGGUUUCUAACUAACUAGUCACUAUGACAGCAAACUCAUUUCGUAUAUAGAGGAUUUUGCAGCACUAUUAGGUACAGCUGAAACUGUCCUGAAGUCUUUGUUGCCAAACUACAGCGUUACCUGAAUUUCAAAUAACGUAUGUAAUUACAGAACUAUAGUAACUUUAUGACUAUUGUGCCAAAACAAUUGGUGGCAAAAUAACUCUUCCCAGCCUUUGUAACAGAAGUAUAUCACUCACUCACGGCUUGGAAAGUGGAACUGCAUGCUUUGUAUACCAAGACUUACUUUAUUGGGGUACAAUUUUUUUGUCAGAAUUUUCUUAGGUUGAUUUAACAGCUUUGUAAGGGGAAGAUACAAAUGAGGCCAAGCACCCAGCUUCUGGGUGCGUUCUCACGUACGCUCCGCCUUCUAUUUAUUGUUAGAUAUGUUUGCUGAGACUUGGGAAACCACAAAAAGCUCCUGUAUGGCAUCUUGCUAGUGUAUACUCACUUUCAGUACCGUAAUGUGGGCCUGUUUCCAUCACGUCCAGACUCUUUUUCUUCCAAGCAUUGUUAUCAUCUGCCUUGUGCUAAAUUGCAGAUGCUUAAUACUUCUGGCAGAUCUGAUAGUUCAAUAUACUGUUUGAAAUAGGAACACGGAUUAAAUAGGCUUUUUUCCCACUGCCUAAGGAGAGGACCUGACCAUGACUUGGCAAAGCUGAAUUGAUGUAACAGCUGGUCCUAGUGUGCUUACUUGUAAUGCAUGGAUUGGAAAUAGUUAAUCUUUAAUUCAGUUAGUGUAACCGCUUGUCCCACAAUGAAGUUCACAUUAUGUUAAGGUGGAAUGAAAACAUUGUGAAAACAUUCCAAGAGUGCUUAGUCUUUCCUCUUUGAGGACACUGUCACCUCCACUAGGUUUAGUGCUGUGCUUUAAGAUGUUGGUGAGAGUAAGUAUUGGCUAAUUCAAAUAGUUGGUAUAAAUGGUUGUGUAGCAGAAUGACUGAUUUUUUUGAGAUAGCAUUUCCUGUAAAAGUAAUUAAGCAUGGGUUGAUGGUGCACUUUGUAUACAGUAAUCUGGCAUGCAUGCUGGUAAAACUACUUCCUACACUUCAGAGGCACCACAAGCCUUUUUAUCCAAUUGCUGGUUAUGUAAAAUACAUGCAGAAUGUUAAUGCAGUGUUGUUAUGGUAAAUGUGUGAACAGUGUUACUAAUUGAUAUAACUGAUAACAGAUUACAUGUGCCUGACAUUCUUAUACCACACAGUAUGUUUAGGUUUUAACUAAUACAGACUUCAGUGGAAUAGUCUUAGAUAUUUCAAGCCUUUGUUUUACUUACACAAUGGUGCUCUACUUGUGUUUCUUUUUUUUUUUUUUUUUUUUUUUUAAUAAAAGCAUCUGAACACUUGUAGUACAUAUUACAUCCAAAGGAGUCUGAAACAAAAUGCUUCUAAACAUGCUUGAUCUUACUUUGCCUUUAGUUUCCAGCAUUUCUCAUCAGAUAGCUUUUGUUUGUUAGUUUGUUUUCCUUAUUGCUGACUACUUUGGAAAAACUUCAGUAAUGUUACCAAUUAUGAAGUGAUUCUGCACUGCCUUUGGAUUGUGUAUGUAUUCAGAAACAGUCUUAAAGCUUUUAUUUAAGCUAUUAAAAAAACCAGGGACUUGUGCCAUUUGUUCUUUAACAGUGCUGUUGUAAAAAGACUUCCCUGUGAAAAAAAAAUCAUUUGCUAUGAACUCAGUUUAUAGCUUUUUUUUUUUCCACGAUGGAUCUUUUCUUUGUAUUUGUACAGUGGCUCAGUGAAAAAUGUUGCCAUGAGUUGAUAUUGUAACCAAUAAACAAGUGCUUUUAACCAGA